CCCAAACAGAGCAGCACAGUUUGUAUAAACGUCCCACAAUGAUCGGAGCUGCUGGAGGGAUAACAAUUAGCGCGAUGCCCAACACUGGCUGAAGGGAGGAAUGUGCAAGGCUCUGAGCAAACGCACCCAGUGGGAGAUGGAAGGCUUGAGAGGAGGAGAGGGGUCGUCCAGUAACCAGUGCAGGAAUUUCCUCUCCAGCCCCUCGGUGUUUGGGAGCCCCUCGGGCAGGACGGUUCCGGGAUUGGCCUAUUCGGCACCGGAUCGCUCCAGCUCAUCCCGGGCAGAGGCCACCAAAGAAGGUCCAGCGUGCCCCGCUUCCACUGGCCCGUCUGGCCCAUCCCUUGGCUGUGGAUACCACUUCGGCAACGGAUACUACAGUUGUCGUAUGUCUCAUGGGGUCGGGCUACAGCAGAACCCCCUGAAAUCCUCCAGCCAUGCUUCCCUAGGGAGCUUUCCAGUGGAGAAAUACAUGGACGUGUCUGGCUUGGCCAGUACCAGUGUCCCCAGCAAUGAGGUGGCUUCAAGGGCCAAGGAGGUGUCUUACUUUCAGGGCUACACCAACCCCUACCAGCAUGUCCCUGGCUACUUGGAUAUGGUCUCCACUUUUAGCUCUGGGGAGCCCAGGCACGAGACCUACAUCUCCAUGGAAGGCUAUCAGUCAUGGACUCUGGCUAAUGGCUGGAACGGGCAAGUUUAUUGUGCUAAAGACCAGUCCCAAGCCCCACAUUUCUGGAAGUCCUCCUUCCCAGGAGAUGUUGCGCUAAACCAGGCGGACAUGUGCGUGUACAGGCGCGGCAGAAAGAAGAGGGUGCCCUACACUAAACUCCAACUGAAAGAACUGGAAAAUGAAUACGCAGUUAACAAGUUCAUUAACAAGGACAAGAGGAGAAGGAUAUCUGCCACCACCAACCUCUCUGAGAGACAGGUCACUAUAUGGUUCCAGAACAGGAGGGUCAAGGACAAGAAGAUCGUGUCCAAAAUAAAAGAUACCAUUUCCUGAUCGGCCCUUUUCUCGCCCAAGGGAAAACUUGAACCAUCCCAAGUGUGAGGUGCGCUCCUCUCCUGUGUUUCUGGGGCAACCGACAGAUCGUUCAGUGUGAACCCCAAUUGCAUAGAACCUUUCGAUUGUUUUCUCUCUUUCUCUCUCUCUCGCUGGUACUGAAUUCUGUACAGAACCAAAACCAUUGCGUAAUAAUCCAGCGCCACUUCCCACCCGCCAGGAAACCUUUCCCUGUCUGUAAUUGCAGGGGAAACUCUCCUGUAAUCCCCAAGUCUCUGUGUAGUACACGGGGCACCGUAUAGUCUAUAUAUUUUAUGUUUUUCAGAAAACAUUUGUGCCAUUACUUGUCUCACCCUAUUCAGCCCCAAAGAAUCCUAAACAUGGGUCUUAAUUUAAAUUCUUAAUCAUAUGAAAUGACACAUUUUGAAGAAAAAAUAAGUUAAAUACAGGGAUGGUUUUAAUUGAUAUUGCUCUUAAUUUUGUGUGUUUACAAAUAACGGGAAAAAUCGAUAUUCCUGAAUAUUUGAAUUGGAAUAUCAUCUUGUUUAGAUGGCCUUUGUUCAAAUUCAAACAUUUGGCACUGCAAUUCUGCGAGAAAAUAAUAUUCAAUAUUUUUGUACGGAUUUAUUAACUAUCGAUGAAUAAUAUUUAUUGUUAUAAAGCAGUCUCUCUCCAGGUAGGAACAUAUACAAGAGUUCGAGCUAUGCAAUAACCCUUUGUCUUGGAUGAUAAAGGCCACGAAUUCAAAUUAAAAUGAAAAUUAAUGAAAUUGGACUUCUUUUUUAAGUGCUAGAGUCCUUCACGAUUUCCACCAUGCAUACAAUAUUAUAGAAUGGAGCCCCUCUUCCCUCAAAAGUAAACUUUUCUGUGGUUUUCACUAUUUUUCAAAGAAAAAAAAUCUUGUACAAUUUUUAUUAAAACGUGUUUGUUUUUAAGGAAAUGUUUUAAAGCACUUGUAUUUUUAUAUUGUUUAAAUGAUAAAAAAAAAUGAACUUUGGUAUAAUGGCCUCUAUAAAAAAAAAAUAACUCCUGGCGUUAAUAAAAAUGUAUAUGAUUGUAAUUGCUACAUGUGUGUAGUGUUUAUCGGCUGUGUGCCAUGGGCUCUGGAAUUCUUUUAUACAGCAGCAGCAGCAGAGACAGGGAAGGCGCAAGGUUUUGCACACGUUGCAGGGCACUUUUUAUUGGAGUGCAGCACAGACACAAUGCACAAACACAGAUACACACAUAGCAUUGCCCAGCAUUGCCCAGCAAACUCAAUCAUGGAUGGUAUGGUAAUGUGGAUUUCAGUAGAGGAUAAAUGAGUUG
Molecule: messenger RNA, 2305 nt
Organism: Xenopus laevis (African clawed frog)
Lineage: Eukaryota; Metazoa; Chordata; Amphibia; Anura; Pipidae
Gene: hoxd13.L
Product: homeobox D13 L homeolog
Exons: 2
Coding region: 101-1000 (299 amino acids)
Biological process (GO): regulation of DNA-templated transcription; animal gross anatomical part developmental process
Cellular component (GO): nucleus
Molecular function (GO): DNA-binding transcription factor activity, RNA polymerase II-specific; DNA binding
Source: RefSeq, a predicted model, not a curated record